GAUUUGUAUUAAUGAUUUAUAAUUGCAAAUUAUUAAAAUGUCUUGUUCUUCGUAAAAGUUUCUUUCCACAUUAAUGAAUUUAUUUAUAAUUUAAAUUUAAGUGUAUUUUUAAUAAGGGAAACCAUAAGUCUGUAAGUGAACAUGGCCGAUUUCCUAGAAUCAGAGGCAGAGGAGAGCGAGUUGGAUUCUGAGGAUGAACAACCAGCCGAACGCAAAAAACCAAAGCGUAAAGCUGCAGUACAAAGUGACGACGAAGACGAAGAAGAAGAAGAUGAUGAAGAGCGUCUCAGAGAGGAACUGAAGGAUCUUAUAGAUGAUGCUCCUAUUGAAGAGUCAGGCAGUGAUGGUGAAGACUCAGAUGCAAGUGUAGGGCCUAAGAAAAGAAAGAAAAGUGAUGAUGAAUUAGAUGAUAGACUUGAAGAUGAAGAUUACGAUUUAAUUGAAGAGAAUUUGGGUGUGAAAGUUGCUAGAAAUAAAUUCAAACGUCUCAGACGUCUAGAAGAUGAUGACAGUGACAAUGAGGGUGCAGAUGACCCUGAUUUGGAGAGAGAAGUUAUUGCUGAAAAACUCUUUGUUGGAGGAUCAGAUGAGGAGGAUGAAAACCGCUCAGAAUCAGCCGCACCAAGAGAGGUGGAAUAUGAUGAUGAAAAUGAGGAUAUGGAGUCAGACGCUGAUGACUUCAUUGUUGAUGAUGAUGGUAGACCCAUUGCAGAACGGAAGAAGAAGCGGAAGCCUAUAUUUACUGAUGCAUCACUGCAAGAAGGUCAAGAUAUAUUUGGAGUGGACUUUGACUAUGAUGAAUUUGAAAAAUAUGGUGAAGAGGAUUAUGAGGAUGAGGAGGACGAAGAUUUGGAUGAAUAUAUUGAAGAUGAAGAAGAAGAAGGUGAAAGACGUAGAACUAAAAAGGGAAAACCAAAACGGCCAAGCAAGAAGUCUAUAUUUGAGAUUUAUGAGCCAAGUGAAUUGAAGAGAAGUCAUUUCACUGAUUUGGACAAUGAGAUUCGUAAAACAGACGUCCCUGAGCGUAUGCAAAUACGCGACGUACCGAUAACAGCAGUGGAGGAAGGUAGCACGGAGUUGGAGGAUGAAGCGGAAUGGAUUUAUAAGCAGGCGUUCUUGAAACCACCCGUGUCGAAAGCGGAUGCGCAAGAGGCUAGGGAUAGGUCGAGGCGAGGUUCAAGUACUGUAGUGAAGAUUCGGCAAGCGUUGGACUUCAUGCGAAACCAGACAUUGGAAGUACCGUUCAUAGCGUUUUAUAGAAAGGAGUAUGUUCAACCAGAGUUGAGCAUUAAUGAUCUGUGGAAGGUGUAUAAAUAUGAUGCUAAGUGGUGUCAACUGAAACAGCGCAAGGAGAAUCUGCUAAAACUGUUGGAGAACAUGCGAGAGUUUCAGCUCGAUAAAGUUAUGGCGGACCCGGAUGCGCCCAUACCAGAUACCAUGAGACUCAUUAAAGAUGAAGAUAUUGAAAGACUGAAAAACGUGCAAACACCGGAGGAACUGCGCGACGUGCACACACACUUCCUGUUGUACUAUUCGCACGACCUGCCCGAGAUGCAGAAAGUGCAACGCGCGAAAGAGAAGAAGAGACAAAUUGAGGAGAAGAAGAAACAAGCGCGCGAAGAAGCCGAGAAGAACGGCGAGGAUCCAGACGAAGCAGCCGCAGCAGUAGAAGCUGCGCUCCCCGACGAGGAGGAGACGACGGAGGUGAAGUACGCGGUGCGAUCCGGCCCGUACGAGCUGUGCAGGAAGGCGGGGCUCGAGCCGCUGGUGCGCAAGUUCGGCCUGUCGGCGGAGCAGUUCGCGGAGAACGUGCGCGACAACUACCAGCGGCACGAGGUGGAGCAGCCGCCCGUGCCGCCGCUCGACGCCGCGCAGGAAUAUACGGGCCCCGACGGGUCGGCCGCGGAAGCCGUGCGGCGCGCGGUGUACAUGUGCGGCGUGCAGCUGGCCCGCGAGCCGCUGCUGCGCGCCACGCUGCGGGACGCGCUGCGCGAGCGGGCCACGCUCACCGUGCGCCCCACCGCCAAGGGGCUCAAGAUGAUCGACGAGACGCAUGGCUGCUGCAGUUUGAAAUAUCUUAAAAAUAAGCCAGUUAGAGACUUGACUGGAGAUCAAUUUUUGAAACUAAGUAUGGCUGCAGAGGAUAAAUUAUUGGAGAUCAGAAUUAGUGAAAAUAUUGAAGGCAAUACUAGUUCCAAUUACUUGGAAGAACUAAAACAGCUGUAUCAAAAGGACGAAUUCGCGGCCACUGUACAAGCGUGGAACGACCUCCGUGCGGAAGCGGUGACGCUGGCCUUAACAAAGAUCGUUAUGCCAGAAUUGCGGCGUGAAUUACACGCUCAAUUGUUACAGGAGUCUAAGGAUUAUGUGCUCAAGUGCUGUCGACGACGUCUCUAUGAUUGGUUGAAAGUUGCUCCGUAUGAAUCGCGUAUUUCAGAAGAUGAUGAUGACGAAUGGGAUGCGUCUAAUGGUGUGCGCGUGGUGUCUAUAGCGUACGUCCCGGAGCGGUCACAAUGCGCGUUCGCGUGCGCAGUGGUCGGCGGCGGCGAAGUGGCGGACCACCUGCGCCUGCCGCACCUGCUGUGCCGCCGCAACGCGUGGGACCCCAUCGAGCGCCGCAACAAGGAGGGCGACCUCACCGCGCUGCGCAGAUUUAUUCUACGCAAAAAACCUCACGUAAUUGUAAUUGGCGGUGAGUCUCGAGAGGCGUUGAAUAUUAAAGCUGACGUGUCCGAAUGCAUUCAACAGUUGAUUGAAGACGAACAGUUCCCUAGAAUUCCCAUAGAAAUUGCUGAUAAUCACGUCAGCAAAAUUUACAGCAACAGCAUACGAGGAAAGAAUGACUUCAGAGAAUAUCCCGACAUACUCAGACAAGCGAUAUGCCAAGCGCGCUUAUUGCAAGAUCCUCUCAUGGAAAUUUCACAGCUCUGUGGACCAGACGAGGAAAUUCUUUGUCUAAGAUACCAUACGCUACAAGACCAACUGAAUAAAGAGGAUCUACUUGAAGGAAUCGAAUUAGAAUUUGUGAACAGGGUUAAUGAAGUCGGUGUGGAUGUCAACGAAGCAGUGUUAACUGGUCGAGGAACGGAACUUCUACAGUUUGUUUGUGGUCUUGGACCAAGAAAAGCACAAGCGCUCAUCAAACUGUUCAAGCAAACGAAUCAAAAGCUGGAAAAUCGAACGCAAUUAGUCACAGUAUGUCACAUGGGACCUAAAGUGUUCAUCAAUUGUUCAGGGUUUAUCAAAAUAGACACGAAUAGUCUUGGCGACAGUACGGAAGCGUAUAUAGAAGUGCUAGACGGUUCUAGAGUGCAUCCAGAAACGUAUGAGUGGGCGAGAAAAAUGGCGGUGGACGCUUUGGAAUAUGAGGAUGAAGAUGCAAAUCCUGCUGGAGCGUUGGAAGAAAUUCUCGAAGCACCUGAAAGAUUAAAAGAUCUAGAUCUGGAUGCUUUCGCUGAAGAAUUGGAACGACAAGGUUUCGGCAAUAAGAGCAUAACGUUAUACGAUAUUCGUGCAGAAUUGAACUCUAGGUAUAAGGAUCUUAGGGUUCCAUAUCGAUCGCCGACACCUGAAGAAUUGUUUGAUAUUCUUACGAAGGAAUCACCUGAAACUUUCUAUGUAGGCAAAAUGGUGUUAGCCACUGUUGUUGGAAUAACUCAUAGGAAACCACAAAGAGAAAUGCUGGAUCAGGCCAACCCUGUAAGAAAUGAUGAGACUGGUCUGUGGGAGUGUCCCUUCUGUCACAAGAACGAUUUCCCUGAAUUAUCUGAGGUAUGGAACCAUUUCGACGCGGGCGCGUGUCCGGGCCAAGCGACGGGCGUCCGGAUCCGACUCGACAACGGGCUCUCCGGCUACAUACACAUCAAGAACCUGUCCGACCGACACGUGACGGAUCCGACGGAGCGCGUGCGCAUCGGACAGACGAUACACUGUAGAGUGCUCAAGAUAGACGUGGAACGGUUCUCCGUGGACUGCUCGUCGAAGUCCUCCGAUCUGUUGGAUAAGAAUAAUGAGUGGAGACCGUCAAAAGAUCCGUACUACGACCAAGAAUCAGAAGAAAAGGACAUACGGAAGGACAAAGAGAGCAAGCAGACCAAGGAGCGGAUGCAGUAUGUGAAGCGAGUUAUAGUGCACCCUUCAUUCAGGAAUAUUUCUUUUGUGGAGGCUGAGAAACUGAUGGAGAAGAUGGCGCAAGGAGAGGUCAUUGUUAGGCCGAGUAGUAAGGGUUCAGAUCAUCUCACGGUGACUUGGAAAGUUGCGGAAGGUAUAUGCCAACACAUUGAUGUUCGAGAGGAGGGAAAAGAAAACGCAUUCUCGUUGGGUCGCAGUCUUUGGAUACAAGGGUCGGAAUUUGAAGAUUUGGAUGAAAUUAUAGCACGAUACGUGACUCCGAUGGCGGGACACGCGCGAGAUCUCAUUGCGUACAAAUAUUACAAGCCCCUCGGCGGCAUGAGAGACAAGGCUGAAGAGUUGCUCAAGGAGGAAAAAUCUAAGAACGCCAAUAAGAUUCAUUACGUCAUUUCGGCGGCUAAAAAUCACCCGGGCAGAUUCUUACUAUCGUAUCUGCCCAGAAACAAGUGCACGCACGAGUACGUGUCGGUAACGCCGGACGGUUACAAAUUCAGGCAGCGAAUGUUCGACUCGCUGGGCAGCUUGCUCAAGUGGUUCAAGGAGCACUUCCGCGACCCGCCGCCGAGCGGCACGCCCGCGCAGCGGACGCCCGCGCUGCGCACGCCGCACGGCGGCAUGACGUCCGCCAUGUACCACACGCCGGCCGCGCACACGCCCGCCUUCCACACGCCCGCGCACACGCCCGGCCCCGCCUACAUCAACACGCCGUACACGCCCUCCGCGCAGACGCCGUACAUGACGCCGUUCGCGACCACGCCGCGCCAGCCCGACUUCCUGACGCCCGUGGUGCCGCGCCACAAGCCGGCACCCGCGUACACGGAGCCGUCCGACUGGCAGAAGGCGGCCGAGGACUGGGUGCGGCACCGCACGCGCGACACGCCGGGCACGCCGGGCACGCCGGGCACGCCGCGCGCGGGCCGCACGCCGCGGGGCGACGCGCGCGCCACGCCGCGGGACGCGCGCGCGCACGGCUCGGGCCGCUCGUCGCGCGCGCACUCGGCGCGCUCCACGCCGCACACCAACACGUCGCCGCGCUCCAUGUCGCUCGGGGACGCCACGCCGCUCUACGACGAGAACUAGAACGAAGACUGAUGGAAAAUUUUUAUUUUUGUACGCACGUCCGCCGCUCGCGUUCCGGCUUCGACGGGCUCUCUCGCGCGGUCUCCGCGCGCCCUUCGACCCCCGUACGACGCCUGCGGACGCGAAUAGUUAGCGAUGUUUCUCACCGACGGAAUCGCGGCACUCGCGUAGAUAGAUAAAUAAACUAAUAUCUGUUACCGUUUCCAUAGUAGCGGUUUGUGUCCAUGUUUAUUGUAUUUAGUGUGACGAUUGUAUAUUUUAACGCUACCAAGUUAUUUGGUAACAUGUAGUGAUCGACGACGGUUACGUUUCUCGGGCAAAUGUAUUUAACCAUAAAGCGUCAUUUAAAAUGUAAUAGAGAAUGCCUUACGACGGUUAGUGACUCGGUUCAUCAAAUAAUUUAUUCAUGGCUAACGCUAGCGGGAACUGUAAUAAAGAUUACGACGUAAAUGUA
Colias croceus (clouded yellow) is the source of this 5665-nucleotide messenger RNA. It is a transcript of the gene Spt6, whose product is annotated as transcription elongation factor SPT6. The transcript is spliced from 24 exons. Gene Ontology annotation, cellular component: transcription elongation factor complex. The coding region runs from base 142 to 5211 and encodes 1689 amino acids. Gene Ontology annotation, molecular function: histone binding; nucleosome binding; DNA binding. Gene Ontology annotation, biological process: mRNA transcription by RNA polymerase II; nucleosome organization; transcription elongation by RNA polymerase II. NCBI's taxonomy places the organism in Eukaryota, Metazoa, Arthropoda, Insecta, Lepidoptera, Pieridae. The record is from RefSeq and is a predicted model, not a curated record.